Caenorhabditis angaria is the source of this 557-nucleotide messenger RNA. The record is from the annotation of a GenBank genome assembly. Lineage: Eukaryota; Metazoa; Nematoda; Chromadorea; Rhabditida; Rhabditidae.
AUGUCGUUGCGAUUGGCUAAAGGACUUCUUCAAAAAGUUCCCGUUUUGACAAAUCAAGGAACAGCCAAAUACCAUGAAAAGGUUAGUUGUAAUUGGAUAGUUUCGUCAUCGCUAACGAGCUUUUUGUUUUUAGGUCAUUGAUCACUACGAGAAUCCAAGAAACGUUGGAAGUUUGGACAAAAAUGAUCCAACAGUCGGAACUGGAAUUGUUGGCGCUCCAGCUUGUGGCGAUGUUAUGAAAUUGCAAAUCAAAGUUGAUGAUUCCGGCAAAAUUGUUGAUGCCAAAUUCAAAACUUUUGGAUGUGGAAGUGCUAUUGCAAGUUCAAGUUUGGCGACUGAAUGGAUUAAUGGAAAAACCAUUGAAUAUGCGUCGAAAAUCAAGAAUGACGAAAUUGCCAAAGAACUUUGCCUUCCACCAGUUAAACUUCAUUGUUCAAGUGAGUUUUUGGGACAUUUUUUUUCGCAAAAAAGUUAUUUAUUUUUCAGUGCUCGCCCAAGACGCAAUUCAAGCAGCACUCAAAGAUUAUCAAAAGAAGCAAAAGGCAAAGACUGUCUAA